Messenger RNA from Cyprinodon variegatus (sheepshead minnow), 3793 nucleotides. RefSeq names its product zinc finger protein 280D (gene znf280d). Lineage: Eukaryota; Metazoa; Chordata; Actinopteri; Cyprinodontiformes; Cyprinodontidae. The transcript is spliced from 18 exons. Gene Ontology annotation, biological process: regulation of DNA-templated transcription. The coding region runs from base 183 to 2684 and encodes 833 amino acids. Gene Ontology annotation, molecular function: DNA-binding transcription factor activity, RNA polymerase II-specific; RNA polymerase II cis-regulatory region sequence-specific DNA binding. The record is from RefSeq and is a predicted model, not a curated record.
UCCGAGUAUUUCCGCUGCCUGGGACUAGCUAACCGCACACCACCUCCACCCCCAUCUACUGGGUGAUGUAUAGCGCUAAAUAAGGCAAAGCCCAUCGCUGUCAGGACACGGACUUACCUGCAUACUUUAUGCAGAAAGUUUGGGCUCUUGAACCCUGAGUCUGGGAGUAAAAAGGGUCCACCAUGUCUGAACUGUUUAUGGAGUGCGUGGAGGAGGAGCUAGAGCCGUGGCAGAAACAAGUUCCUCAGAUUCAUUUAAUUGAGGACGAUGAUGAUGAUGACGAACCAAUCUUCGUUGGAGUUCUCUCUGGUAAACAAAAGGACAGUAAACCCAGCCCUGCACCUUCUCGGAGGAACAGUGCAGGGCCUCAACAAAAGAAACUAGCAGCUGCAGGCCCCUCACCUAUAGUACUGCAAGCUAAUGCUCCUGCAACUACAGUGAAAACCGUACCUCCCUCCCUCACAACAGGAACUCCACAACCAGUUAUAGUUAAUAAUCAGGGCUUUAUUGGCACUUCUCUGCAAUUAACAAACAGCAGUGGCCUUAUUGCCACUCUUGGAAGCCAGUAUCCCCCUGGAACAUCAUUUACAAUUGUACCAGCCCCUCGUCAGCAGCUUUUUCAGCAGGUCUCUCCAGCUACAGUAUUGCCAGGUGCGGUCCACCGGCCUCAGGUUCAGCAAAUCAGGAACAAUGUGGUGACUCUGGCUAACGUCCAGAGCCCUGCUGUGUAUUCGGUUCAGUCUAAUCAGCUGCAGCCCAAAAUGUCCAACACACCAUCCAUCCAAAGCGUUUCUGGAAAGGACAUCAGCGAUGAGAGCUCCGUCAAACGGGGUUUGAUUGUAUCAGAUGUUGACAUGGCGGUAAAAAAGGUCAAGCGUGAUGGAGUAACCAUCCAAGUGGAAAACGGCGUCUUAAAGAGAACCUGCCCCAAAUGUCACGAAGAUUUCCCUUCAGAAGAGGCUGUAAUGUUUCAUAGCGUGCGUUGUCUUGCGAAUGGUGGAAGUGCAGCUCCGUCAGCCCCGAACGCGAGCAACUCAGGCAAACUCAUCAUGCUUGUCGCAGAUUUUUACUACGGCCGCUUCGAAGGAGAUGCAGGGAAAAAGGAGGCACAGAAGACCAACACAACUUUUAAAUGUCAAAGUUGUUUAAAAGUUCUCAAGAACAAUAUUAGGUUCAUGAACCACAUGAAGCAUCACCUGGAGCUGGAAAAGCAGAACAGUGAGAGCUGGGAGAGCCACACAACCUGCCACCACUGCUACAGACAGUACAUGACCCCCUUCCAGCUGCAGUGCCACAUAGAGAGUGCUCACAGCCCCAUUGAAUCUUCAACCAACUGCAAGAUAUGUGAGCUGGCAUUUGAAUCGGAGCAGGUGCUCCUGGAACACAUGAAAGCCCACCACAAACCUGGUGAAAUGCCUUAUGUCUGCCAGGUGUGCGAUUUUAGGUCUUCCUUCUUCUCUGACUUGGAGGCACAUUUCCGAAGUGUCCACGAGAACACGAAAGACCUGCUCUGUCCGUUUUGCCUCAAAGUUCUCCGAACGAGUCACAUAUACAUGCAACACUACAUGAAGCAUCAGAAAAAAGGGAUCCAUAGAUGUGGAAAAUGUAGACUGAACUUCCUCACCUACAAGGAAAAAGUGGAGCACAGGACUCACGUCCACAAGACAUUUAGGAAGCCGAAAGCCUUGGAGGGCCUUCCUCCGGGUACCAAGGUAACAAUCCGGGCCUCCCUGACUGGAAAAGGACCCGUAACGCCACUCAAUUCCCAUAAAUCCGCUGUGGUCGUCACUCCAGAACCAAUGUGUUUCCCCAACUUUAAAGUCAAGGCUCCAGUUAACCUCAGCAGGUCUAAAACAAAAGACGCUCGCACAGGAAAGGUCAAGACUGCCCCGAACAAAAAGACAGAGCGUCAUCCCAAGCACAACUUGGCGCUCAAGAAUCUCAGUACCAGUGGGGGCAGCUUCACAUGCAUCGAGUGUAACUCCAAUGUGGACGACUUCCUCUCCCAUUUUCCAAUACUUUCACACUGCGGGGCAUGCAAUUAUCGGACAGGUUGCAAAAUAUCUUACGGGAACCACAUGAUUAAAUUUCAUAGCACCUUCAAAAGGAGGGUUUUGAAAAUGGAUCGCAAAAAGGAUUUAGCCAGAUUGAAAUUAACCCUCAUCUGUCUGAACUGUGAUCUACAUGUUGAUGCCUCUGGUGGAGACCUAAUGUCCAAACAUUUAACAGAUCAGCCAAAUCACUUAUGUAAAGUCAUCCAGGAAAAAGAUAUCAGAGCUGAAGACAAAGACCAAGGCACAGUGAAUCUUCAGCUGUCAGGGGAUGACAACCAGACAGCACCCCCCUUGCCAACAACAGCGCCUGUAGAACCGACAGAAAUUGACUCCAAAGAAUCCCUAGAUAACACCGCUGGAAGUGACAAUCUCACUGAUGUUAGCCGUCCUGGAUCGGAGCUCAUUUUACCAGCAGGUGAUCAGGAAAAUGAGUCGAUAAAACCCUGUGCAGAUGAGGGAACUGAAUCAAAAUGCUCGUCUUUGGAGGCCGCAUCAUCAUCAUGUUCAGCAGAUUUGCUCUUAGUUCCCUCUGAGGAAGCUGAGGGUCAGCCUGAGCGGCUGAAUGACAUCGAUCAGCCGUCGGCUUCAGACAGUCUGUUGGAUCCAUUGACAGGAGAAAAGACGCCUUAAGUUAUGAACCUUAACGCAGCAGAAGGGACAGGUGAAACAAAUCCUUUACAUUGUUUUCAAAACACAUUGAGGAUAUCAAACAUUUGUCACGCUUUGACUAUUCAUUACUGCUUUUCUCCAACCAGGUCAAUUUCAAAUGUUAUUCAAAGGUUUCAUCAGCACCUGUACCUUUAUAAAAAGCCCAACAGAUUGUAUUGCAUCCCUGCUGAUCCCGGGAUACCGUCGGUUUGCCGCUAGACUUGAAUAUUUUAGGUUCAUUUUUUGUUUCUUAAAUACUGUUGUGUAGUCUUUGCAGCAUUUAAGUUAACAUCCUUUAGGAAACAUUAAAGAAUAGUACUCUCCUUUUUUCAUGUUGGAAAGUUUAUAUAUAUAUAUUUUUUAAUUGCUUUACAAGCUUUUAUCUUAAUGACAAAAGAUGUUUUACUUUGGGAAACGAAAAUCAGUCAAGCUUUUGAGUUUUAAUGGUCCUGUUACCAUGCACGAGGAAAUAUAACUCAGCUGUUUUAGGGAUUGUUUCAGCAGUUUAUGAAACUUUAGUAGAGACAUCCAUUUUCUUAUUUAGAUUGUUUAAAUUACCAGGAAUAUGUUUUGUUUUAAUUUGUAAUUUGCUGUCAUUAUGUGAUGUGUGGGAUUUUUUUUUUUUUCUUCUCAAGCAAACUUUUGCAUAAAAUGUUAAAUUUACAGGAAAUUCCCCAGCAUUUAGCAAAUUAAUGGCCUUUCAUUCAACAAGAUUUUGAGUUACUAAAAGAAAACAAUGUUGGAUGUUAUCCCUAAGGAGAGCUGUAUGAAAAAUGUGUCUCGGAAGAGCACAUUGAGAAAUAAACACAUUUUAAUAGUUAAGGUAACCAAAUCAAUGUCGGCCAGAACUGUAACCAUGUCAGUUUUCUGUCACAGCUAUGUUCCUUUAAGAAUAUGGGAAUAUUUCAAAAAGCCACUUUCAUUGUUUUAAUUUUAUCAGUAAAAAAAGCCUGUAAAUACAUUUACAUUGUGUAUAAAUGUUUUGAUGAUAUUGCCAUAUUGAUCCCUAUAUACAUUACAUUAUACAGGGAUCUGCAUCAUGGGUUAUAGCAGCAGAGAACUGCUUUUGUUCUGUAAAUAAAUCUUGCAUA